CAGAGCUCUUUUCAUUUUGCUAAUUCUACACCCUCUUCUCUAACCCUUUCGGCAAAUUACAAUUCCAAGGUCUUUUUCCAACUCAGAAAACUUGAGUGAGUCUCCCACCCCAUCUCUCUAAGCUCCCUCCCUAUAAUAUCACCUAUAAGCUUAGGCCUACCCUCCUCGGAGGAAAGUUAUUAAAUAUAUACUCUCAAAACACUUUGCUUUCUUUGGGAUUCGUGAUUUUCCGAAAGCUGAAUUGGCCGGAACUCUUACCAAAAUACCUCAGUAUUUACAGGUACAAGUGAUCAAAGAGAAUGGGAAGAGGAAAAAUAGAGAUAAAGAGGAUCGAAAACACAACAAAUCGUCAGGUUACCUUUUGCAAACGCAGGAAUGGCCUGCUGAAGAAAGCUUACGAACUGUCAGUCCUGUGUGAUGCUGAAGUUGCUCUCAUUGUCUUCUCCAGUCGAGGCCGUCUGUAUGAGUACUCCAACAACAACAUAAGAUCAACAAUAGACAGGUACAAGAAGGCUUGCUCAGAUACUUCUAACACAAACACUGUUACUGAAAUCAAUGCUCAGUAUUAUCAACAAGAAUCAGCCAAGUUGAGACAGCAGAUUCAAAUGUUACAGAAUUCUAACAGGCACCUAAUGGGAGAUUCCUUGAGUUCCUUAACUGUGAAAGAGUUAAAGCAGGUAGAAAACAGGCUUGAAAGAGGAAUUACUAGGAUCAGGUCCAAGAAGCACGAAAUGCUGCUAGCUGAAAUAGAGUUUUUGCAGAAAAGGGAAAUCGAAUUGGAAAAUGAAAGUGUUUGUCUCCGAACCAAGAUUGCAGAAAUAGAGAGGCUUCAGCAGGCAAACAUGGUGACUGGACCUGAGCUUAAUGCUAUUCAAGCUUUAGCCUCUCGCAAUUUCUUUAGCCCCAAUGUCAUUGAGCAUCCAUCUGCUUACUCCCAUCCCUCUGACAAGAAGAUUCUCCAUCUUGGGUAGAGGAGUUGGAGAAAACAAAUAUGGAAAAUGGUGUUUUCCAUAAUAUAAUAUGUUAUAUCAUAUUAUAUUAUAUAUUGAAAGUUAAAUAAAAUAAGGAAAUGACAACUCUUGUGAAGUUCGUAUGAUGUAAAACUGUGACUACUUUUGUUGUGUGCUUGUUUUUGGAGUAUCACUUAAUUACAAAGAAGCAUAAAUUUGGAUA
Molecule: messenger RNA, 1173 nt
Organism: Gossypium raimondii (Peruvian cotton)
Lineage: Eukaryota; Viridiplantae; Streptophyta; Magnoliopsida; Malvales; Malvaceae
Product: agamous-like MADS-box protein AGL11
Exons: 9
Coding region: 300-971 (223 amino acids)
Biological process (GO): positive regulation of transcription by RNA polymerase II
Cellular component (GO): nucleus
Molecular function (GO): RNA polymerase II cis-regulatory region sequence-specific DNA binding; DNA-binding transcription factor activity, RNA polymerase II-specific; protein dimerization activity
Source: RefSeq, a predicted model, not a curated record